Dromiciops gliroides (monito del monte) is the source of this 6237-nucleotide messenger RNA. RefSeq names its product tectonin beta-propeller repeat containing 1 (gene TECPR1). The transcript has 25 exons. Gene Ontology annotation, cellular component: membrane. The record is from RefSeq and is a predicted model, not a curated record. Bases 394 to 3972 code for a protein of 1192 amino acids. Lineage: Eukaryota; Metazoa; Chordata; Mammalia; Microbiotheria; Microbiotheriidae.
CCCAUUCCCUCGCCUUUCUGCUGGGCUCCGUCGUCUCCCUCCCCUCCCAGCCCUCUAGGAGGCGAGGCGCUGGCGUUCCAAAUGUGCCUCCUUGACGCAGCAUCGGGCUGAGCCAAUCGCUUUGCACCUGCGGGCUGAGCAGGAGAGGGGGGGAGGCCAAUCCGAGGGCCGCUAGGUCUCCCGCAGCUUCCUCUGGGAGAGGGGUCGGGGCUUUGCGUCGGGUCGGUGGCCACGGGAGGGGAGGGUCCGAGGUCUGCGCUUUGGCGGAGAGCGGAGGGAGGGAGGGGGAUCUUGACAGUGCCUGGAGCCGCCCCCACCCCGGACCCUCCUUCGCCUACCACCUCUGCAUGGGCCCUUGAGUGCUCGCAGACCCUCCUGAGCUGCUGCCCAACCAUGCCAAAUUCCUUGCUGUGGGCUGUGGAUAUUUUUGGGAGAGUGUAUACCCUUGCCACAGCUGGCCAGUACUGGGAACUCUGCAAGGAUGCCCAUCUGGAGUUCAAGCGGGUCAGCGCAGUAAAACAGUGCUGCUGGGGGAUCGCCUGUGACAAUCAAGUCUAUGUGUAUGUGUGCUCCAGUGAUGUCCCCAUCCGGCACCGGGAGGAAACCUACGAGAACCAGCGAUGGAAUCCAGUUGGUGGUUUCUGUGAAAAGCUCAUGCCUAGUGACCGCUGGCAGUGGAGCGACGUGAGUGGGCUCAAGCACCAACAGCUGGAUAGUUUGGUGCUGCCAUCACCACACUGGGAGUGGGAAUCUGACUGGUACGUGGAUGAAAAUUUUGGAGGGGAACCCACCGAGAAAGGGGGAUGGACGUAUGCCAUGGACUUCCCUGCCACCUACACUAGGGACAAGAAAUGGAACUCCUGUGUGCGGCGGCGGAAGUGGAUCCGCUACAGGAGAUACAAAUCCCGGGACACAUGGGCCAAGAUUCCAUCCCACGAUGACCCUAAACAGCUUCCUGACCCUUUCAAUGAUCUCUCCAUUGGAGGAUGGGAAAUCACAGAUGAACCUGUAGGUCGACUAUCUGUGUGGGCAGUUUCUCUGCAAGGCAAGGUAUGGUACAGAGAAGAUGUCUGCCACCCAAACCCUGAGGGCUCUUCUUGGUCACUUGUAGAAACCCCUGGGGAAGCAGUACAAAUCAGCUGUGGGCCCUAUGAUCUCCUCUGGGCUACCCUUUGGGAAGGUCAAGCAAUGGUUCGAGAAGGAAUUGAUAGAAAUAACCCUAAAGGCAGUUCCUGGUCAAUAGUGGAACCACCAGUGCCUGAAAAUGGGAUCAUGCACGUCUCUGUUGGUGUCAGCGUGGUCUGGGCAGUCACUAAAGACAGAAAAGUCUGGUUCAGAAGAGGUGUCAACUCUCACAAUCCCUGUGGCACCAGCUGGAUUGAGAUGGUUGGAGAAAUGAUGAUGGUAAACGUAGGGUUAAAUGACCAGGUUUGGGGAAUUGGAUGUGAUGAUCGAGCAGUUUAUUUUCGACAAGGCAUUACACCAAGUGAGCUUAGUGGAAAAACAUGGAAGGCCAUCAUUGCAAACAGAGAGAAUGACCGAUCUCACACUGGCAGCUCAUCCAGCCUUCUUAGUGCUGGCUGUUUCUUUGGUGAUGAAGUGAGAGGCAGUGGUGACUCCUUGGCUCCCAGUGACACCGAUACUUCCUCUGAGUCUGAGAGGCAUGGGCUGGUGUCUGAGCAUGAGCCGUCUCCAGGUAACAACAGACUCCACCCUGAGAGCUCCGAUGUGGGUUCAGGGGCUCAGGCGGACCCCGGUGAAGAGGAGGCAGCCUCAUCUGGAAACAGAGAUGGGAAAGCUCAGGCCACAGCUCCCGCUCCCAGGCCAGACCCUGCUCCAGCUGAGCUCCCUUGGACCAACAUUGACCUGAAGGAAACUCGGAAGACCUCUUCCCACUUAGCAGCCUGCUAUGCCGAGACCACCAGCCUCUCCUCUCUGGGGCUCUUUCCUAUGGGCUUGGAGGAGGGCUAUGGAGCUGACGAUCACCCACUGUGGGCCUGGGUGUCUGGAGGAGGCUGCACAGUGGACACACACACAGUUCUGAAGUGGUUCACUAUUCAGUCAGGUCUCUCCACCUCUAUGCAGACAUUAUCCUUGUCCAUCACUCCGGCCCAGACAGCAGCAUGGCGAAAGCAGAUUUUCCAGCAGCUCACUGAAAGGACCAAGCGAGAACUGGAGAAUUUCAGGCACUAUGAACAGGCUGUUGAGCAGUCGGUGUGGGUGAAGACUGGCACACUACAGUGGUGGGCAGACUGGAAGCCCCACAAGUGGAUUGAUGUCCGGGUGGCGCUGGAGCAGUUCACCGGGAAUGAUGGAACUCGAGACAGCAUCCUUUUCAUCUACUACAUGUUCCAUGAGGAAAAGAAGUACAUCCACAUAUUUCUCAAUGAAGUGACAGUGCUGGUUCCUGUGCUAAAUGAGGCCAAGCAUUCGUUUGCCCUCUAUACCCCAGAGAAAACCAAACAGAGGUGGCCCAUCCGUCUUGCUGCAGCUACUGAGCAAGAAAUGUAUGAUUGGCUCGCUCUACUCAGUACAUCCUGCUCCGAGAGCCGAAGGAUCCAAGGCCGCCCUUCCCCCCAGGCCAUCUGGUCUGUCACUUGCAAAGGAGACAUUUUUGUGAGUGAGCCCAGUGUGAACCUGGAGGCAUCCAUGCAUCCCAUGCCAUGUGACCAAAUGUUUUGGCGUCAGAUUGGGGGCCACCUUCGGCUAGUGGAGUGUAAUAGCCAUGGAGUUGUGUGGGGCAUCGGUUAUGAUCACACAGCCUGGGUGUACACUGGGGGUUAUGGUGGAGGCUUUUUUCAAGGCCUGGCCAGCAGUACCAGUAACAUCUACAUGCAGUCAGAUGUCAAAUGCGUUUACAUCUAUGAAAACCAACGCUGGAAUCCUGUCACAGGCUAUACCAGCAGGGGACUGCCUACUGACCGCUACAUGUGGAGUGACGUGACAGGGCUGCAAGAAUGCACAAAGGCCAACACCAAGCCUCCCUCUCUCCAUUGGACGUGGGUUUCUGACUGGUAUAUUGAUUUCAACAUUUCUGGUGGAACUGAUCGAGAAGGAUGGCAGUAUGCAAGUGACUUUCCAUCGUCUUAUCAUGGAUACAAAACCAUGAAGGAUUUUGUCAGACGGAGACGAUGGGCAAGGAAAUGUAAGCUGGUGACCAGUGGGCCCUGGUUGGAAGUUGCCCCCAUCUCUCUCUGGGAUGUCUCCAUCAUCCCUGGUUGUGAAGAAGGCAGCAAGGAUUCCAUUGCCCUUUGGGCCAUCAGUGACAAAGGAGACGUUCUCUGUAGGUUGGGUGUAUCAGAGCUUAAUCCAGCGGGUUCGUCCUGGCUGCAUGUUGGCACGGAUCAGCCCUUCAUUUCAGUCUCUGUUGGGGCUUUCUACCAGGUCUGGGCAGUGGCCAGAGAUGGCUCAGCAUUCUACAGGGGCUCUGUGUCCCCCAAGCAGCCAGCUGGUGAUUGUUGGUACCAUAUCCCUUCUCCUCCAAAGCAGAAAUUAAAGCAGGUGUCAGUGGGACAGACAUCAGUAUAUGCACUAGAUGAAAAUGGCAACUUGUGGUACCGACAGGGAAUCACCCCCAGCUACCCACAAGGAUCCAGCUGGGACCAUGUCUCUAAUAAUGUCCGCAAAGUUUCUGUUGGCCCGCUGGACCAGGUCUGGGUCAUUGCCAAUAAGGUUCAAGGAAGCCACAGCCUGAGCUGCGGGACUGUGUGUCACCGAACAGGAGUGCAGCCCCGGGAGCCAAAGGGGCAGGGAUGGGACUAUGGCAUUGGGGGAGGAUGGGACCAUAUUUCAGUCCGGGCCAAUGCCACCAAAGCCCUGAAGAGUGUGUCACACGAGACAGUGGAAGACAAUUUCUCUAGGACAACAGACCUAGAAGAGGGAGAUGGGAGUGGCGAGAGCAGCUUCUUUAACAAGAUGAUGCUUGUCAUGAAUACGGUACAAGAGGCAAAUGGCAGUGCGGUGACCUGCUAAGGUGUCCAGACAACCUUUGCCCACUGCAGGGAACUUGAAACAGGAGGCUGUUUCAGCAGCAGCAGUUCCCGGUUGCUGGUCGAUUUUGUAGGGUCUAGAUUUGCUAUGUGAGCCUUUUACAGUUAGAUUUAUUUUAUUCUCGUAUCGGAAUAUUACUAUUUGUGCAGGAAGAGAAGAUCGGCAUAGUUCCUGUGCAAGGUUUGAGGGAGGUGGUCAUCUUAGAGGCCACCCCACCCACCACCUCAGAAAUGUGAAUUUUUGUGUCAUUGCACUUUUGUCUCAAAUCUGCUAAAUGUCUUUGAUCUUAUCUUUCCAUGCCUCGUAGAGUGUCCUCCCCAUGCUUCCUUGUUCUGGUCUUUUCUUCCCUACCAUCCUCUCUACUUAACUAUGACCACAAAUAGGAACCCAAGUCCUGGUUUGGGAGCCUGUCCUGUCGGUAACAGCAAAGGGGAGGCAGAGCCUUGGUCCUUGAGUAGCUUCCAUAAUGCAGAUGGGCCCAGACGAAGACAAGGGGAAGAGAUUCCAGGGUUGUAGGAAAGGACUUUGGAGGCUUCCUCCUUCCCAGAGGGUAAAGGACGGGGAGUUGUUUAGCACUGACCAGUCCAUUUAUCCCUGUCUCUGGCUGAGUCAUUUCUGGGCUGGGAGCCCGAGUCCCUUCCUAGAACUGUCCCCCUACUCCACCAGAAAGCAAUGGCAUCAGAAUGCUUCCGAGAUCACGUGGUUCACCUAUGCCCCUAGUAUUGCUUAGAGCCUCACACUGGACUUUAGUGAGGAAGGAAGGUCAGGAUUGUUGUGAGAUUGGAGGCAAAGACCAGAAGGCCAGACCUCCCCUCGCUCAGUGUUGUCUUAUUUCAUUUUUCUUUCCCUUGUUCUUUCUCUUUCACUUAGGCUGUAUCUCCAUAUAAACAGGGAUUUCAAAACAAAUCCAACAACAAUCAGUUAAUGAAGUGGUUGUUUAAAAAAAACAACAACAACAAACAGUUGGACUUAAUUCAGCCACAUCUGUGUGUGGACAUAACACUACUGAAUUUUCCUCAUUUUGUUGCAGUUUAUUUGUGUUGCAAGGGAAUGUGCUGCCAUGUUUAGAAAGAAUUACUAUGAUAUGCCAUUAGAUUAGAAAAAGAGAUGAGUUUUAGAAAAGUGUGCUUUGUCUAGAAAACUUGAAUUGACAUUGUUCGAAGUAGUCUUUAGCUUACGUUAGUGUAACCAAAUAACAGUAAGGCCAAGGAAGGAAGACUGUGUAAAUGUUAGGACUAGGCACUUUGUGGGGAGAGGGGAGUUGUUUUCCUCUGCUCCUCCCCCUGUGAGCAUUCAGUAAUACUCGUUUUUGAGUUCUUCAGUGAACUGCCCUUAGUAGAGAAGGCUUGCUGUUCUACCCAGAAACACUGCCCCCGUUCCAUCAGCUGAAUCAAAAUGCACUUUGUUAAACUGAUGAAUCAGUUAAAUCAGUUUAUUAAAUUGCCCUUGGUUUUGAUCUGUUUUACACAGGGGCAAUGAUGGAUAAUCCUUCUGUCAUUUUAUUGCCAGAUUUACAUCCUGUUGGCAAAAUCCUCUCUGGUUUGCCUUUCCAAACUGGGGACCUUUGCAUGUGCUGUGAAUCAAAACCAGAUGCCCAUCUCUUAUUAUUUUAAAAUUAUUAAAUAGAAGCUGAUUUAUAAUUAGCUUUGCCCAGAAUAAUCAUCCUUUUCGUUUGAUCUAUUUUCUUCUGUUGUUAGGAGAGAGGACAGGCAUAUAUUUAUUAUAUUCCUCUGUAUUGUGUUUUAUUACACAUGAACAGAAUUUUGAAUGAAAAAUUGCUUUGUGACUUCAUCUCACGAACCAAAUUUGGAGUCCUGAAGUGAAUGUCUUUUUUUUUUUGCAUGUAUUGUGUCUUCUGGCAUUUUUUUUUCACACCAAGUUGUACAAUUUGGAUGUCCCAAAUGGAAAACUAUUCAAUGCGGUUUUGCUUAAAGUAAAAGAAAAAAGAGAGAAGCUUGUUUACUUACAGUGGGUCAAUUUCCUAUCUUGUUUACAUGUUGCAUUUCAAGAUUUCCUUGUAAAUGGGCAUUAUGUUCUGUUUUUUCCUAAAAAUUACUUGCAGGUUAUGCUAUCAAUUUCUAUCUGUUCUAAAAACAAACUCCUUUAGGGGUUUUAACUCUGCACUCACUCAAAGGGUAAACUUGUUCUUUUCCCUUCUGAGAAUCAAAUGUUUACAUGUUCAACAGUACCAAAUUCUCUCAAAUUUCCAGGAUUCUUUGAGUCAAUAAAAUCUAUUCCAGAAUAAAA